Molecule: messenger RNA, 1393 nt
Organism: Rubroshorea leprosula
Lineage: Eukaryota; Viridiplantae; Streptophyta; Magnoliopsida; Malvales; Dipterocarpaceae
Source: the annotation of a GenBank genome assembly
AUAACAGAUUUAUGGAAGGAUGGGCGCUCGUUAAAAUCCCAAAGCAAAAUACGGCCUUUCUUUGUAGUUUCCAUUUUUCAACUGUAGAUACUGAAGGGAGCAAAAUUGGAAGCAGUAGCAACGCCAUGGAAGCAGCUUCUCCUCAACGCACUGGACUCCAAUUCUCACCUCAAGCAUUCUACCUUCUUCUAGCUCGCGACACUCGGAUCGAACGGAAGGCCUUCGAAUCGCACCGUCGCUGUCCAGUGAUCGUACUGUUCUUCAUUCUCUUUCUGUUCGUACGUGAGUUUGUUGGAAGAGUUGAAUGUGUUUUUGGUUGAAUUUUACAGAGGAUUUCAAGAGAACAGUGACAAUAUCCAAAUUAACACCGAUACUAGAAGUCGCAAGGUUCAUUUUAUUAUAUCGUCAAGUUUCUCUAUUCCAAGUGUUUCGCUUAUGAUCAAGAAAUUUUUUUUUUUUUUUAUGUGUCGUUGGAAUUCGGUUUGUUUGGUUGUCAAUUCCAAGUAUUGUUCUUUUGGACAUGUCUUCAAUUAUUAUUUAUUUAUUAUUGUUAUUUUUUUGUUCUGUUGGUUAAUUUUGUUGAAACAGCUUCAUUAUUCACUGUUUUAGCAUUUUGGUUUGUUGGAAAUUGGAUUGAUUUUUUUUCAAAAAAAAAAAAUAUAUGCAGAUAGAAGAGCUGAAAAAAUGCCCCUCUGCCGAGAUAUGUUGGUAUUUUACUGAAUCUUGGGAGCAAUUCCGGAUCGCUGGAAGAACUGAUAUUAUUGAUGGCUCAAAUCCUGAUUGUGUGAAAAUUCAGCAAAGAGAGAAAGCCUGGUUUUCUACUUCUGUUAAAUCACAACUGCAAUAUCUGGGGCCCAAUCCAGGUCUUCCCUUUCUAAGUGAGCAACCAAUUCAGGAUCUUUCUAUAGAUUCCUCUACAGGCCCAGUCAAUGCCUUAUGCCUGCUGGUUCUAGAUCCAGAUCAGGUUUGAUUAUUUGAAUUGGAAGAGUAACCAAAGGGUAGAGUUUGCAUCCAGAUUAGAUGCAACUGGGGCAAAAUGCUGGGCUUCUGAGAGAAUCAACUCAUAACCUGUACUUUUUGCCUCCUAAAACCGUCAUGUGAGCCUGUGAGUUGUGCCCUUGUGACCAUUUAAUGGAGCCUUUGUGAUUCAUUACGAACCCAUCAAUGCCUUGCAUAAACUCUUUGUUUCACUCCUAGAAUUGAAGGGCUCAAAUAUAUGGCAAAAAGCUUGAGCACCAGAGAAGUUUGGUAACAGAGUAAAAUUAUCUUCCAUGCCCACGUUGACGGAAGGCUACCUGUCACACCCGUGAUGAGUACUGCCUCAAUUUAUGUAAGACUUACAGAUGAGUAAGGGCGUCUUAACGCUGUAUAUUAAUACAUACACAUAUUACAU